AUGCCGGAGAGACAUAUGAGUGAGGAGCUGGCCAAGAAACACUUGGGCAUAAAGAACACUUUCCGGAGAGGUAGAAGCUCCUAUCAAGGCAGCCGCUUAAUUUCUGCUGCACAAUCCACACGCCCUGCUUCUCCUUUUGGUGGUGAAGCCUCGGGUUGGGUUAAUAUGGCUGCAGCACAACAUCAUCAUUGCUCAGGAUUGUCCUACUUGCCCUACAUCAUGUGUCCACUAGGACCUCAGCCACCUUCUCCAGAUGAUAAUUUUGGGGGACCACAGACACCUACACAUGAAUGUCUUCUGGCACCUCUACCACCUUGCUCAGCCAAUGGUUUUCUGAGCUCAUACACAACACCACCCAAGUGUCUUCUGGUAUCUCUGCCACCUUCUCCAGAUGAUGAGUUUUUGAGACCACAGACACCUACACAUGAGUGUCUUCUGUUACCUCUGCUACCUUUAGCCAAUGAUUUUCUGAGCCCAUAUACAACUCUACCUGAGUGUCUUCUGGCACCUCUACCACCUUCUCCAAAUGAUAAUCUUUGGACACCACAGACACCACUACUCCAGUGUCUUCUGGUACUGAUGCCAUCAUCUCCAGCUGAUGAUUUUCUGAGACCACACACACCUUCUAUCCAGUGUCCUCUGGGAUCCCAACCACUUUCUCCAACUGAUAAUUUUUUGAGAUUACAGGUAGCUCCACCUUUUGAGUGUCCCCUGAGACCUCAACUACCUGACCCAACACACCUCAACCUGAGCGUCCUCUGGUAUCUCUACCACUGUCUCCAGCUGAAGAUGUUCUAA
Cebus imitator (Panamanian white-faced capuchin) is the source of this 798-nucleotide messenger RNA. Its product is annotated as nuclear pore complex-interacting protein family member B12-like. The transcript has 4 exons. Gene Ontology annotation, cellular component: nucleoplasm. The coding region runs from base 1 to 798 and encodes 265 amino acids. NCBI's taxonomy places the organism in Eukaryota, Metazoa, Chordata, Mammalia, Primates, Cebidae. The record is from RefSeq and is a predicted model, not a curated record.